AUGACCGCCAACUGGGACGCUGUCGACGACCUCCACCCGACCGUCUUCGCCUACGCUGGCGGGCUCACGCAGUGGCUCAACGGUACCCUGAAGCUAGAUGGCUCGGAGGACAAUGACGUUGCCUCGGAGCUCUGGGCCGACGCCUUUCGCCUCGACUGGCCCGGCGACCUCGCGACGUUGCCGAGAGCCUACCUCGGUCCGCAGCGCUUUCGCUUGAUCCGGUCCAAGGACAUGUACAAGCGCGUGAUGCAAGUCUUGUACCACGGCGAAGAGAUCCAAGGAGGACUCUUUACACACGACGUCGUCUUCUACGCAGAUGCGUCCUACGCUCCGUACCGGGACGACUCGGUCCUGGUCGCCGAGAUCAUGGCUGCGCCCAUGGAGAACGUCUGGCUGGACAAACUUGCGUCGCUGCUCGAAACCCCAAAGGCCCUCGCGACGGCGGCGGCGCUCGGCGGUCACACGCGUCUCCUCGAGUACCUCGUGCGCGAGAAAGGCGUCAACCUCGCCGAAAUGGUGCGUCUGCACCGCCCCGUCAUCGGCUUCGUCAUGGAUAUGGUCGCGUAUUACGGUCAUCUCGAGACGCUUCGGCUGCUUCACGAGGCCGGAUCCACCGGGUGCUCCGUCGCGGCCAUGGACAACGCCGCGUCCAACGGCUUUCUCGAUAUCGUGCGCUGGUUGCAUGCGCACCGAGUCGAAGGCUGCUCGGCUGCAGCGCUUAACGGCGCCAUCAACAACGGACACGUCGAAAUCGUUGCGUUUCUGCGGCAGCACUACCCGGAGCUCGAUGUUUCUUCCGAUGCAAUGGACGAAGCGGCUGGUUCAGGUCGUCUCGACGUCGUGCGGUACCUUCAUGAACAGUGCCAUGCGCCAUGCACGACCAAGAGCUUGGAUGCUGCAGCGUACCAUGGAUACCUAGACAUUGUGCAGUACCUUCAUACGCACCGUCACGAAGGCUGCACGACGGAAGCGAUGGAUGGUGCUGCCUGCAACGGAUACUUGGAGGUCAUCGAGUUUCUCGACGCUUACCGCUCCGAGGGCUGCACCACCUUUGCGUUCGACACGGCCGCGCGCAACAACCACAUGGCCAUCCUCCAGUUCUUAUCGGCGUCGCGCACCGAAGGAGGCACGACCAAGGCCAUGGACCGUGCCGCGCACCGAGGCCACUUUGACGUUGUGCGCUUCCUCCACGACCACCGACCGGAAGGCUGCACGACGCGCGCCAUCGACUGGGCGGCCGCGGCGGGGCACUUGGCGAUUGUCGAGUUCCUCAUGGAGAAUCGGCGCGAGGGCUUUACGUACCGAGGCAUGUUUUGGGCGGCGCGGGAUGGUCAUUUGGACGUCCUCGCCUACCUCUUGGCGCACGACAGCGCGAAGAAGGCAGCGCGUGCGGUCCAGCGAGCGCUCGACGACAGGAGCGAAAGUGUGUUUGUCAACCUAAAGGCAGCGCAGUACCCCGGCACCACAACGGUCGACAUGGCUGCGAUCGAGUGGGACGACGAGGUUGAUGGGUGCUUCGCCUUCAACGACGAGGAACCAGAAGAAGAUGGCGAAGAGUGCUACUACGACUGGGAUUCGGACAACUCGACGGAAGGCUGCAUGUUUUGGUAG
This is a messenger RNA of Saprolegnia parasitica CBS 223.65, 1611 nucleotides long. RefSeq lists its product as hypothetical. Bases 1 to 1611 code for a protein of 536 amino acids. The transcript has a single exon. Lineage: Eukaryota; Oomycota; Saprolegniomycetes; Saprolegniales; Saprolegniaceae. The record is from RefSeq and is a predicted model, not a curated record. Gene Ontology annotation, molecular function: protein binding.